UUGGCUUUCAGUUUUAGCUGGGGACUGACUGAGAGAGAGAGAGAGAGAGAGGAAGGAAGAAAGUGUGAUUGGCGACGGUGGAGAGGAUGGCCGUGGCAGCGACGGCGAGCCUCUGCAACCGCAACCGCUCUCCGUUCCUCGGCCGCUUCCCUCCUCCUCCUCCUCCUCCUCCUCCUCUCGCCGGGAAGACCCAAUCCGGACUCUGUGGUGGGAGGUCAUUCCGAGCCGCCGAAGUUCGUGCACUGUUCUGGAGAUCGAACAAGUCUUUGGAGCCUCGAGAAACUGUUGAUCUUUCCCUCGGUGAUUAUACUUUGACAACUUCGGGCGCUGAGGAUGUCUCGACAACAGAGUCGAGACCUAAGCAGAUAUCGCUCUCGGUUGUUUCUUCCAUAAGUGAGAUUUCAUCAAGUGAUUGGGAUGCAUGUGCUCUUGAUGCUACUGGCCCUGAGAAAUAUAAUCCAUUUCUUUCGCAUGGGUUUCUUUCGAGUUUGGAGGAGUCUAACUCUGCGGUGAAGGAAACAGGAUGGAUGCCACGGCAUAUUGUUACUAAGGAUGAAUCUGGGACUGUUAUAGGUGUUGUUCCACUUUAUCUUAAAAGUCACUCGUAUGGUGAAUUUGUCUUCGACCAUUCUUGGGCAGACGCAUACUACGGUUAUGGUUCAAGAUACUAUCCAAAGUACCAGUGUUGUGUGCCUUUUACCCCCGUAACUGGUCCUCGGAUUCUACUUCGUGAUUCCUUAUAUAAGGAUCAAGUUUUUGGCAUUGUAGUAGACACCUUAAAGAAUCUGGUUGCUAAGUCCCAGGUAUCGUCAAUUCACAUCACAUUUUCUUCUGAGAAUGAAUGGCACAACCUCAAGGAAAAGGGUUUUCUACAGCGGCUAGGAAUGCAGUACCAUUGGAGAAAUCGAAACUAUACAUGUUUUGAUGAUUUUUUGAUGGACUUGAAGCAGAACAAAAGGAAAAAUAUACGUCAGGAGCGCAAGAAGAUUUCUGCCCAAAACUUGACGAUGAAGCGGCUUCGAGGGAAUGAAAUAAAGGCUAAGCACUGGGAUUCUUUCUAUACGUUCUACAGGAACACCACCGAUAACAAGUGGGGCAGCCCUUAUAUGACGAGAGAGUUUUUUCAUAACUUGGGAUCCAAAAUGGGAGAUCAAGUGUUACUGGUUGUAGCUGAAGAAGGGGAUGAACUUGUUGCAGGAGCCCUUAAUCUUAUAGGUGGAGAUACUGUAUAUGGACGCCUCUGGGGAUGUCAUCCCAAAGCUUAUUAUCCCAGCUUACAUUUUGAAGCUUGUUAUUACCAGGCAAUAGAAGCUGCCAUAGAGCUUAAUUUGAAAACAGUGGAGGCAGGGGCUCAGGGCGAGCACAAAAUUCAGCGAGGUUAUAUGCCUGUACCCACUUACAGCUGCCACUACCUUUUGGAUGAAGAUUUCAGCAAGGCCAUAGAGGAAUUUGUAGCGCGCGAGGCGACUCAGGUCAAACUUGUGAUGAAGCUGAUCCAGGACUCUGGACCCUUCAAAGAAGACAUACAGUAGAAACACGCCGAAGAAAGUCCCAUGUGUGGUUGUGGUAUAUGGACAUCUCUAUGAAUAUUAUCACUUCGUAUACGCUUGAAAUCGUUUCUAAUUUACAGAUCAAUUAGUUGA
This is a messenger RNA of Rhodamnia argentea, 1643 nucleotides long. RefSeq lists its product as uncharacterized. Bases 87 to 1532 code for a protein of 481 amino acids. The transcript is spliced from 12 exons. Lineage: Eukaryota; Viridiplantae; Streptophyta; Magnoliopsida; Myrtales; Myrtaceae. The record is from RefSeq and is a predicted model, not a curated record.